This is a messenger RNA of Balaenoptera musculus (blue whale), 5628 nucleotides long. It is a transcript of the gene UROC1, whose product is annotated as urocanate hydratase 1. The record is from RefSeq and is a predicted model, not a curated record. Gene Ontology annotation, biological process: L-histidine catabolic process. Bases 419 to 2224 code for a protein of 601 amino acids. The transcript has 20 exons. NCBI's taxonomy places the organism in Eukaryota, Metazoa, Chordata, Mammalia, Artiodactyla, Balaenopteridae. Gene Ontology annotation, molecular function: urocanate hydratase activity.
ACCGCAGAUACUAGGACUACAGCCCACACAGUGCCGGGGGACGCUCGGCUCAGCUAGGACAUGGGAGCCCCCUCCCCAGGAGCCAGGAGCACCACCCCCAUGGCCACCCAGACCUCAGAACUGGUCGGGGGACAGAAAGACUGACUGCGGCUCCCUCCCGUGGGCCUGGGGAGGCGGCGAGGUCUGGGAAGCUGUGUCCAGACAUGGCGGGGACGGUGUGAACGGCAGGGUGACUGGGCAGAGCCCUGGUGAGCACCGAGGAGCCUCCCAAGCCCAGCUCACCUGGACUGCAGCCCAGAGGCAGGCACAGAGGUUUGAGCUGGCAUUGAGGAAUGCCCUUCGGUACUUCCCCCCGGACACCCAGGAGCUGCUGGCCCCCGAGUUCGCCCAGGAGCUGCGACUGUAUGGGCACAUCUACAUGUACCGCUUCUGCCCCGACAUUGAAAUGAAGGCCUACCCCGUGGAGCGGUACCCCUGCCGCACGAGAGUGGCUGCAACCAUCAUGCACAUGAUCAUGAACAACCUGGACCCUGCCGUGGCCCAGUUUCCCCAGGAGCUCGUGACCUACGGAGGAAACGGGCAGGUGUUCGGCAACUGGGCUCAGUUCUGGCUGACGAUGUCCUACUUGUCCCAGAUGACAGAGGAGCAGACGCUGGUCAUGUAUAGCGGACACCCCCUGGGCCUCUUCCCCAGCAGCCCUGGGGCCCCAAGGCUGGUCAUCACCAACGGGAUGGUCAUUCCCAACUACUCCUCCAGGAUGGAGUACGAGAAGCUCUUUGCCAUGGGGGUUACAAUGUAUGGCCAGAUGACGGCGGGCAGUUACUGCUACAUUGGUCCCCAAGGCAUCGUCCACGGCACGGUGCUCACCGUGCUGAACGCCGGGCGGCGGUACCUGGGCGUCCAGGACCUGGCCGGGAAGGUCUUCGUCACCUCCGGGCUCGGCGGGAUGAGUGGGGCUCAGGCCAAAGCCGCCGUCAUCGUGGGGUGCGUCGGCGUGAUUGCAGAGGUGGAUGGAGCGGCCCUCAUGAAACGCCACAAGCAAGGCUGGCUGAUGGAAGUGACCGACAGCUUGGACCGCUGCAUUGAAAGACUCAGGGAAGCGAGGAAGAGGAAGGAGGCCCUCAGCCUUGGUUACCAUGGCAACGUGGUGGAUCUUUGGGAGCGCCUGGUCCGUGAACUGGACACGACGGGGGAGCUCUUGGUGGACCUGGGGUCAGACCAGACGUCCUGCCACAACCCGUUCAACGGUGGCUACUACCCCGUGCAGCUGGGCUUCGCGGAGGCCCAGAGCCUCAUGGCCUCCGACCCUGCCGCCUUCAGAGCCCUGGUCCAGGAAAGCCUGAGGAGGCAGGUCUCGGCCAUCAACAGGCUGGCCCAGGAGAACUUCUUCUUUUGGGACUACGGCAACGCCUUCCUCCUGGAGGCCCAGAGAGCAGGGGCCGACGUGGGGAAGACGGGCGCCAACAGGACGGAGUUCCGCUACCCCUCGUACGUCCAGCACAUCAUGGGGGACAUCUUCUCCCAGGGAUUUGGGCCCUUCCGCUGGGUGUGCACAUCCGGGGACCCGCAGGACCUGGUGGUCACGGAUGAGCUGGCCACGUCAGUGCUGGAGGAGGCCAUUGCUGGCGGAGUGAAUCCGGCUGUGGAACAGCAGUACGUAGACAACAUCCGCUGGAUCCGGGAGGCCUCCCGGCACCGGCUGGUGGUGGGCUCCCAGGCCAGGAUCCUGUACUCGGACCAGAAAGGCCGUGUGGCCCUCGCCAUGGCCUUCAACCAAGCCAUCGCCCGUGGGAAGAUCAAGGCACCGGUGGUCCUGAGCCGAGACCACCAUGACGUAAGCGGCACAGACAGCCCGUUUAGGGAGACCUCCAACAUUUGUGACGGCUCUGCCUUCUGUGCAGACAUGGCCGUGCAGAACUUCGUGGGAGGUGCAUUCCGGGGAGCCACCUGGGUUGCCCUGCACAACGGCGGGGGUGUCGGCUGGGGCGAGGUGAUCAACGGGGGAUUCGGCCUUGUGCUGGACGGGACCCAGGAGGCUGAGCAAAAGGCCAAGAUGGUGCUCAGCUGGGACGUGUCCAAUGGAGUGGCCCGCCGCUGCUGGGCCGGGAACCCGAAGGCCUACGAGAUCAUCUGCCAGACGAUGCAGGAGGACGGGGGCUUGGUGGUGACGCUGCCCCAUGAGGCGGCGGACGAGCGUGUGCUCCAGCGGGCCCUGCGGCUGUGAGCGGGACCCGGAGCCGUGUGGCCCCCUCACCACCUCGGUCCCGCCCUCACCUCACAGCCACCUGGCUCCCGCCGCUGCCCACCCCCCCCCCCCACCGUGCUCUCCUGGGUCAGGAGCUGUGCGCACGCCCUCUUGGGCCUCACCACCCGGAGGGAGUGUCGCUGCGUCCCCAGUUUACAGCUGAGGCCAGAGGGGCGGGGACCUUUGCUGUCACCACGCGGCUCCCUGGGGACCGGGAAGGCAGUGGGGGUCUUCUUCAGGGCUGGGUGCUCAGGCCUGGCGCGGAGUGGCUCCGGGGGCUGGUGCCGUGAACACUGGCCAAGCGGGGCACCGACCGGUCCUUGGAGCCGCCUGCUGUCCCUCCUCCCGCCGAGGGGCAGGGCUCCUUGGGCCAGGCUCUCGCCCAUCGCCCCGCCUUUCCCCGACCGACCGACUGGUGUGGGGCCGCCAGGGGACCAGGCAGAGACGGCCUCGCCCGGGCCGGCGACCUCGCUGCACAGAGAGGCCAGCUUUGACCAUGUCCUUAUUCUCCUUGGUCCCCACGACAGGCUCAAAUUGAGAAAGAGAUUGGGGGCCGGUCUCCAAGGAGCCGCAGAAAACUUGACACCCUCCCCCCACAUCUAGCCGGGGGGCCGAGUCCUCCCCACGGGCCAUUCCACCUUUGCCUGAGCUAACAAAACCCCACUGUUGUCUGGGCAGCAAUGUGCACGUAAAAAGUAGCGAUUUUCCAGCCUUCCCUGUAAUUAGGAGUGACCAUUGGCCUGCUUCCGGCCCAUGAGACGACGGGGAAGUCAGCUGGGUGGGUCUUCCGGGAAAGCUGUAAUAAAAAUGGACAGGUGCGGCUGCCUUGCUCUUUGCCUUUGCCCCUUCCUCCUGCCAGGACCUCAGGUGUGGUGCCUGGGAGCACAGCAGCCCUGCUGUGACGUGACCGUGAGGACCGCCGCGGCACUUGGAGGCAUGGGGAAAGGCAGAGCUGCCUGGGCUCCUGGGCAGUGCCGGGAGCUGCUGUACCAGGCCCGGAUGACCUCCCCUUCUCCUUGGUCCUCACCUGCUAAAGCCGUCCUGGGAGGGCUUCUCUUCCACACGGCGAGCACGGGGUCCAAAUGAUCGUAUCGCCGUCAACAGGUCUCCACGGAGGGCACCCUGCUGCGUGUAUCUGCGCGAACAUUCCCUGUUCCUAGGGAGAAACAAAGAGGAUAUGGCCAGUUUGAAGACCAGGCCCUCCCGUCAUCCUUUCCCAUCCAGCGCCCUCGCUUAUUCAGGACGGCCAGGGCUCGGCCAGCCUCAGGGCAGGGUCUCAGGAGGCUUCGGGCCACGUGUGAGGGCUCCAGGCCCUCCCUAGGCGCCCUACUGAGGCCGCCGGUUAGCAGGCUCUUCCCCUGCCUCAGCCGCCAGCAGGGAGAAGGGACAGCUGACACCCAGAGUGGGGCCACCACCGGCCCGGGGGGAGUCAGGGCAGUGCCCGCAGCCUCGGUAGCCAUGGAGGUGCCAAGUAGAGAGUGUCACUCGCCAGCCGGCUCUGCAGGGAUCGAGUCACCAGCCACUGCAGCCGCUGACUUGCAGCACACCCGGAAAGUUCAGGGCGAAGAUCAGGGUGAGACUCUCUGUGCUCUGGGAAAACUGGCAGAGCAGGCCCUCAGAGAGGUAUUUUCUGGAGCAGUUGUUUAUGAACCUGGAUUCUCACCUCUUCCCACACUUAGAAAAGCGCUAAAACCAUUAACUUAGAUAUUUGCUCCUUCCCACCAGCAGCAACCUUCUGCCAGCCUUCUUUAAGAAAGGAGAGAUGUGUAGUCCACUCAGAAAUGUUUUCAUCAGAACGAUGAAGGUAGAAAACAGUUGGCCCUGAUGGGCGUGAGCUCGGCUGCCUUCGAAACUGGGCCUUGUGAAAGUCUCCGGGCCCCUCCCGGGGCCCCCUCUGCUCCCUGGGAACCUGGACCCGCCCGGGAACAGAGGCUUUCCCUGCCGACCAGCGCAGGCCGGUGCAGGAGGGCUCAGCUCUCUCGCCCUGGGCUUUUCAGAGGGGGCUCCUACCCUGGGGGCUGGCACUGGACGUGACCUUCAGUUGCGUUCUAUUUGGCCUGCCCUCUGUAAAAAUUUUUUGACAUCGUCACCGAUUUUUAGAAAUUGGGAAAUUUCACUUAAAAAAUCCAGAUUUUGAACUACUUAAAGAACUCAAGAGAUUAGGUGACGCCACGCGCUCGCCACCGCUGUGGCAGCAAUUAGCCAGAGGCCCCUUGGGCCUGGGCUUGUUUCACCCAAGUUACCGCAGCCCUGCAGCCUCUGCUGUCCUCCGGUGGCGAGGCCAAGUGUGUUUGUUGUUUAUUCUUGGACAGGAGCUGCUGAUUUCUUACCCCUGCCUGUUUCCCACGUUUGUGUCACCUGCAUGGCCUCUGUUGGGAUUUGAAUCUGUGUGUGUAUUAGGGCUCUCUAGAGAACCGGCAGGAGGUAUACCCGUACCUAUAUCCAUAUGUGCUAUAGAUAGAUGUCCAUAUAUAGAGGUAGAUGCCGUGUAUGUCAUGUGAGCCGGAGGCCCAGGGAAGCCGGGGGGCGCAGUUCAGCCCCAGCGCCAGGGCCAGGGAGCCCGGGGCGCCCAUGGUGUGAGUCCCAGCCCAAGGGCAGGCGAUGAGAGGAGGGGUCCCAGCACAAGAGGGAGGCAGGAAAAGGCAAACUCCUCCUCCUCCUCCCUUCUGUUGUGUUUGGGCCUCGACUGCUUGCAUGAUACCUAUCGCUCUCUCUGGGGAGCCCACCCGCUCACAUCCUAAUGUCACCCGGAAACACCCUCACAGACACGCCCAGAAGCAAGGUCUAAAAUGGCCCGAUCCGCACGACAUGUAAAAUUUACCGUCUCGGCGAUCUUUGAUGGAGAAGUUUCCUUUAACUCUGUGGUAUGAUGAUUUACAGUAAGAAAUAUGUGUUUGGUCUUCAGCCCCGUUUCUGGCCCAGAGCUCCUAAAACCCGUGGAAUUUCCUAAGCGAUAAGAGAGAUGAAGUGUUUUGCUAUUCGUAAAGAGCCCCUUUCUGCCACACCUGAAUUUAUGUUUCCGAGUUUGGGGCCUCCCCUGAGAUGGGGCUGGUCGCCCGGGGACCCACCCUUGUGACUGGAGAGUUGAACUUUCAGUUUCCCACCCCCGACAGGGAGGGGAGAGGGGCUGGAGGUUGAAUCAAUCACUGAUGGCCGAUGAUUUAAUCAGUCUCACCUGUGUAAGGAAGGCUCCAGGAAAAAACAAAGGGAAGGGGAUGGGGAGAGCUUCUGGGCUGGUGAAGCCCUGCAGAUCCGGGGUGAACGGCGCACUCGCGGUGGGAGCCCGAGUCCUUCACCAGGCGUGGCCCUCUGCGCCUCUUCCAUCGGGCCGUUCUUAUGUCACUGCAUGAUAAACCAGUGAUUUAAGUAAAAUGUUUCUCUGA